UUUUUAAUGGAAAACCACAAAAGAGAGAAAAGCGGCACUGUUCGACAGAUGGACGGUGACAGGGAUUGUUUGUUGUCUUCACAUAAGGACAUGGGGAAAACUAGUUCAGUGUCCUCGGCUUCAUUUAAUUUAAUCAAUUCCAUUAUAGGAUCCGGAAUUAUAGGUCUGCCAUAUUCCUUGAGUCAGGCCGGUCUGCCAAUGGGUCUCCUGCUGCUUAUUCUGGUUGCCUUCAUCACAGAUUACUCCAUCAUCCUGCUGGUCAGAGGUGGGAAUCUGUCUGGGACUCACAGUUAUCAGUCUCUGGUUCAUAGCACAUUCGGCCAGAUAGGAUAUUUGAUCGUGUCAGCUCUACAAUUUCUUUACCCAUUCAUCACAAUGAUCAGCUACAACAUCAUCACAGGUGAUACGCUGACCAAAGUGUUUAUGAGAAUCCAAGGAGUUGGUCCUGGAAACAUUCUUACAGAGAGACAUUUUGUAAUUCUGAUGUCCACGCUUCUGUUUACACUCCCGCUGUCUCUCUAUAGAGAUAUAGCAAAGCUGGGAAAGGUAUCUUUAUUGUCCAUGCUUUUGACUCUUGCCAUCCUCAUCACAGUGGUCGUGAGAGCAGCGACACUAGGACCACAGAUACCUGCGUCAGAUGAUGCAUGGGUGUUUACACGGUGGAAUGCAAUUCGGGCAGUUGCCGUCAUGUCUUUCGCUUUUAUCUGCCACCACAACAGCUUUAUGAUCUACGGGUCGCUGCAGGAGCCCACGCUGAGCAGCUGGUCUCUUGUCACUCAUGUAUCUGUGGGCUCAGCCGUACUGGUCAGUGCUGUCUUUGCCGCUGCAGGUUAUGCGACUUUUACUGAUUAUACACAAGGUGAGGUAUUUGAGAACUACUACAGAAAUGAUAACUUGGCUACAUUCGGUCGAUUCUGCUACGGUGUCAGUAUGAUCACCACAUUCCCUCUGGAGUGCUUUGUAACCCGUGAGGUGAUCUCCAAUGUGUUUUUUAAAGGAGAGCUCAGUAACACCAGCCACGUCAUCAUUACCUUGGUGAUCAUAUCAGCAGCGACUGCCAUAUCGCUCUCUUAUGACUGUCUGGGUAUUGUACUGGAACUAAAUGGGGUUUUGAGCGCCAUACCUCUCAUGUUCAUCUUCCCUUCCGCCUGUUUCCUGAAGCUCUCGGACGGCCGCUGGUUUCGUGGUGAAAACCUCAUUUCCAGCAUCAUCCUGGUGGCGGGUGUCUGUGUGAUGAUAAAUUUCAGUAGAUGUUUAUUGAUUUCAGUCACUAUUGGCCUAUGUCCCAGAGGUUGA
Messenger RNA from Sinocyclocheilus anshuiensis, 1296 nucleotides. Its product is annotated as putative sodium-coupled neutral amino acid transporter 11. The coding region runs from base 7 to 1296 and encodes 429 amino acids. The record is from RefSeq and is a predicted model, not a curated record. NCBI's taxonomy places the organism in Eukaryota, Metazoa, Chordata, Actinopteri, Cypriniformes, Cyprinidae. The transcript has 12 exons. Gene Ontology annotation, biological process: amino acid transmembrane transport. Gene Ontology annotation, molecular function: L-amino acid transmembrane transporter activity. Gene Ontology annotation, cellular component: membrane.